UGAUUUUUUAAUUUUAAACUCCCAAAACGUAAUGUGAAAGGUAUUCGAAGUACUUUGUCAUGCUAUUAAUAUUAUUCUUGGCGUAUACUGUACAAAAAGACAGCAAAAACCGGCUUAAUGUCACUAAAAAUAAGUUAUGUGUUUCCACCAAAAACCUGUCAAGUUGAUAAGCAUGCGAAGUUUUCGUUAAAAGCUAAUAAACUUUUACAAAUUUAGAAAAAAAUAAAAAUAAAAAAACAAAAUGUGAUGCAAAAAAAAGUAUAAAAAUUAUGGCCAAAUCCAAAACAUCGACCAAUGUGUUUCGUUAAUUGUCUUUGAGAAGUUGCUGAUUAAACUUGUUCUGAUACAGAAUGAAAUACCUGUGUUUGCUAAUUUGUAUUAGCGUGACAUGUACCGCUCCAGUGAACGAAAAUAAUCCUGGUGCUGUUGAUGGGUUAGUGGAACUCGUUGAUAAUGUGGCCUUAAAAAGAGAUAAGCUUCCAACAAAAGAGCCAAAAAUAGUUACAAUUCUCGAAUCAGGUGCGCAACAUAAGCUGGAUGGAUCGUACAGUUUCCAUUAUCGUGGAGCUGAUGGCAGUUUUCGCGAAGAGAUUGCCGUCGUGAAAAAUCCUGGCACCAAACAGGCCUACUUGGAAGUCAGUGGAGCCUAUUCAUUUAUUGAUGUGGAUGGCGAAGAAAUAACGGUUAAAUACAAGGCGGAUAAUCGCGGUUUUGUGCCGGUAGGCAGCAAUAUACCUGAAACGAUUUCGGUAUCUGCUAAAGAGAAUAGCGAACGUCCCGCGCCUCCUACUGAAAAUUUUGACGAAAUUAAUGAUGAUGAAGUUUAAAUAGUAUAUUACAAGAAACGUUUAUUAUUAUUUGUUUGUUUAUUUCUUCUAAAAUUAACUAAAUUAGAGUUGACCUCUUUGGGAGGUACCUACGUACGGU
Molecule: messenger RNA, 927 nt
Organism: Glossina fuscipes
Lineage: Eukaryota; Metazoa; Arthropoda; Insecta; Diptera; Glossinidae
Gene: Cpr78E
Product: larval cuticle protein 16/17
Exons: 3
Coding region: 351-827 (158 amino acids)
Cellular component (GO): chitin-based extracellular matrix
Molecular function (GO): structural constituent of chitin-based larval cuticle
Source: RefSeq, a predicted model, not a curated record